Molecule: messenger RNA, 849 nt
Organism: Nyctereutes procyonoides (raccoon dog)
Lineage: Eukaryota; Metazoa; Chordata; Mammalia; Carnivora; Canidae
Gene: SNX22
Product: sorting nexin 22
Exons: 7
Coding region: 7-579 (190 amino acids)
Molecular function (GO): phosphatidylinositol phosphate binding
Source: RefSeq, a predicted model, not a curated record
GUGCGGAUGCUGGAGGUUCACAUCCCGUCGGUGGGACCCGAGGCCGAGGAUCCCAGGCCGAGCCCAGAGAAAGGCCACAUGGUGUUCCGGGUGGAGGUGCUGUGCCGCGGGCGCAGGCACACCGUGCAGAGGCGCUACAGCGAGUUCCACGCGCUGCACAAGCGGAUCAAGAAACUGUACAAGGUGCCCGACUUCCCCUCAAAACGCCUGCCUAACUGGAGGGCCAGAGGAUUGGAGCAGCGGCGCCAGGGCCUGGAGGCCUAUAUCCAGGGCGUCGUGUACCUGAACCAGGAUGUCCCCAAGGAGUUUCUAGAAUUCCUGAAUCUUCGGCACUUCCCCACAGACCCUAAGGCCAGCAGCUGGGGAGCCCUGGGGGAGUUCCUGCCAAACGACAGCAGCUCGCAGCUGCACCACCAGCCUGUCAUCAGCUUCUGCAUGGAUCCCUACAUUUGCAGUCCAUCCCCAGAGCCUCUGCCCAACGUGGUGGUGAAUGGCGUGCUCCAGGGCCUCUAUGGCUUCACCAACAGGCCAGCUAAAGCUCAGCCAGAGGUUGCUUUUCAAACUGCUCCUUUGCCCUGAUGCCCUGACCAGCCAAGAGACCUAUGGGUUGCCUGUCAGGACAGGCACGUGCUUCAUUCUAUGUGCCUCCCCGUCAGAAGAGGCUGCAUCCCCCUUGGCCCAGACCCAGGACUUAGGCACCCCAGGUGCCAGGGGACGGACAAUGGGGAAUAAGGAAUAAAGGGAGAAGUCAAUUUAGAGGUAGGCUGUGAAAGGUGGAGGCAGAUUUCUUCACCUUCACCAGAAGUGGGCGGAGGACACUCAAAGGUUGAGGCUCUGUGGUGGCAAGGG